Racocetra fulgida is the source of this 279-nucleotide messenger RNA. The record is from the annotation of a GenBank genome assembly. Lineage: Eukaryota; Fungi; Glomeromycota; Glomeromycetes; Diversisporales; Gigasporaceae.
AUGGAAGAGUUUGAUAUCAAUGACAAUAAUUUUAAUGAUGAUAUGGGUUAUGACAAAGGAAUCUUUCAAGUUGUUCAGGAACCUGUUCAUUCUUAUUCUGAAACUUAUGAGAAAAAGAUUUUUUUGGAUCAUCAAGAAAGUAUUUUUUUUCAUGUUGAAAGUUAUGACGAAACCUAUAAUGAUUUUCAAGAAUUUCAAGAAAAUGUUUCAUUUCAUGUUGAAAAUUAUGAAGCUUUUGAAAAUGCUCAUGUUGAAAAUCAUGAAGCUUUUGAAAGCUAA